GAUCCUGCUGAACAGGGUCCCCGAGAUGUCCUGAAAUCUCAUACUGAAUCUCGUUAGUUAAGGCGCAAGCAGUUCGUGUAAUAUGGACUUGUUUGGUAGUGACUGUGUUCUCCACCAAGACUUUUGUGACAACUUUCUGGCCUGACUCAGUUUAGAGAUCCUAGAGUCGAGUCAGCUACAAAAGCGGAUCACGAGCGCGCACGCCGGGGCCGAGAUCGAUGGAGGUUUCAAAAUGUGUAGAUUCUGUGCCGGUCCCAAGUGUUCCUAGGAUCAAAAUGCCCGAAUGAGGAUCAGAGGCGCUGUAAGCUGGCGUGGUGGGCGUCCGGUCCAGGUGUGAUGCCCUUGGGUCAUGCCCACAUUGAUACUCCCUGUGAAGAUCCCAGAACGAGUAGAUUCCGCACAGCAUAGACCAAACCCGGAAGAAGUCUAUUGAAUACGAGGCCCAAGUGCAUGGAGAGGUUUCUCCAGCAAGUAGAAGGCGGGUUCAAUCGAGAAUCAUCUAGUCAGGAGAGAGACGUGCCGGCUCUUCCAAAGAGCCUGGCAGCGCAUUCGUGCCUUUGUCCAGUGCCCACUGCGAAGCUGAUCGUGAAAUGGAAAUCAAUUGCCGGGGAAAAUCCAGUGCUAUGUAAAGAAGAGUUCAAGCUAUCACAAGCAAGAAAGCAGUUGCAAGCACCGUGGAGUUCAAGAGAGCAUUGUGUUUACACAUCGUCCAGUAAGCAGGAGCGGCGAUACUGCGACUGUCCUUGGGGAGUAGCACAACUCAUCUCUCGACGUUCGCGUGCGUGCAUUGAUUACAGCAGCAGCUGACAGCUGCUCCUAGCUACUCGAGGAAGUGGUCCGCCUGAUCAUGAGACCUGUUUUGUAAAUCUCAACUGUCGAAUCGAGUAUCCUCUGCACGAAUAACUUGCGGCUCGGUACACUGCAAUCUCGGAAUCGUCGGCAGAAUGUCGAAGCAUGGGGAGAAGCCGGUGGGAGUGCGCUCGCUCAUAAUUCUGUGCAUGCUGCUGAGCCUGGUGCUGGUGCUGGUGACGGUGAGGCCGCUGGAGGUGAUGGGCAGCCUGGCCAUCUGCCGGGGCGAGGCGGGCCGCGGGCACCUGCCGCCGGGGGGCCAGGCCUGGACGCGGGUCAAGGUGGUGCCGGAGUGGCAGACGCCGGCCGUGGUGACGGACCGCGAGUACGAGAUGCUGCACGACGAGGCGUACGGCGUGGCGCGGCGCUUCGUGCCCAUGGGCACGGCGACCUUCCUCUUCGUGCACUUCUCGACGCACCGCGUCGAGCCCAACUCGUUCGCCGUGGUCGGCAUGGGCGCCAAGGCGCUCUUCCUCUACUCGAACCCGCAGUUCUUCUGCUCGUGGCACCCGCACGACUACCCGCUGCGCUCCACCGUGCACGCCAACGGCUCCUUCAUCCAGCCCGACCGCUGGCACGUCAGCUACGGCAAGCAGUACACGGGCACCGUGGUCUACUGCACCUUCGACCUGCCGGUGGGCAGCGACGGCGUCGGUGGCCACCUCGUGGUCACGGCCACGCACGGCACCAGCCACCGGUCGGGGCUCGAGGACCUGAGCUUCGUGGCCAAGGUCGAGGCGCCCGGCGAGUUCAACGCCUCGCGCUUCCGCGCGCCCUACGAGCUCGACCACGUCUACUGCGGCGCGCCGCUCUACGGCGCUCUGAACCCCAAGCGCCUGCGCGAGUGGAUCGCCUACCACGUGCGCUUUCUGGGCGACCGCGCACACUUCUUCCUGUACGACGCCGGCGGCAUCGAGGGAGCUGUCCUAGACGUGGUGCGCCCGUGGGUGGCCAAGGGCCGCGUCACCGUGAUGAACGUCCGCCAGGGCGAGCGCUACAACUCGCACUACCACAACCAGUUCGUCGUCCUCAACGACUGCCUGUUCCGGUCGCGCUCGCUCGCCGCCUGGACCUGGAUCUUCGACGUGGACGAGUACUUGUACAUGCCGCCGCAGUACUCCAGCGUCGACGAGGUCAUCAGCGAGCUCGAGUCCAAGUUCUGGGGCAAGCGCUUGCAGCGCAUCUCCAUGCUGCAGAGGCCCAUGGAUCACAAGCAUUGCGUCCGCGGUGGGGAUUCCAGCGGUCUCGACAGUGCGUGGGCUCUGGAGAAGUUGGUGUACAGAAGAACGCAAGUCACCGAGGCCGGAGGCCAAAUGGAUCGCAAGUCGGUGGUGCGAGCCGACUCGGCGUUGGCAGUGGGGCCGCACGAUCCGGUGAGGAUGAGAAUGCCGCCCGGUGCGACGGAGAUGGCCGAGGUGACGAUGUGGGAGUCGACGAGGCUGCAGUACUACCACUACCACGGCACGGUGAACAAGAAGGAGAGCGAGCUGUGCAACGAGUUUCUGGGACCGGAAGUUAAUGUGACGAGCUUCGACGACGUGCAGCACCAAUUCGAUGACUCCAUGAAGCUCCGCGUAGAAGGAGUUAAGAGGUUCGAGCUGGAAACCGUCGGGUCCCUAGAUGUGUGAUCGAUCUACCGAGUUAGUCGUGAUCGGUCCACCGCAGUCCACCACUCUACGUUGGAACCUACACUCUUUUGCUCAAUACCGACGGUCGAUCCAUUGGUCGAUCGAGAGGUCCGUAUUUCCACGUGCUGAGCAUCACACCGACGUCCGUGUUGCUGUUUCCAUCGACGCUCGCAUGCAAGCACAUCGAUGGGGAGAUUGAAGCUGCGGAGCUCGAAAGUCGUUAUUUAGCCAUAGCUUCCCAAGCGUUGCGGGGUGAAAACCACGCAGCCUGUGGAGAGAGAGAGAACAGAGGCGUAGAUCGAUGCAUGUAUAGAAUGACUUAUGCCGACUCAGAGCCGAUGCCGACCGUGACAGCCUUCGGCAGUUGUAUAGGUAUAGAAUGUAGAUCUCGAUAGGCUGGGUGGGUCGCUUGGUCGGUCUUAGAGGGGACUCCCUCGAGCUGAUGACUGAAUCUCCACAAGGUGUAUGUUUAAGAAGAAGCCACUCGUAGCUAGGCAAAGAUUCAUUCUACCGAGCUCAACUUUGCGCAAUAAACAGCACCAAUUCGA
Molecule: messenger RNA, 3025 nt
Organism: Marchantia polymorpha subsp. ruderalis
Lineage: Eukaryota; Viridiplantae; Streptophyta; Marchantiopsida; Marchantiales; Marchantiaceae
Source: the annotation of a GenBank genome assembly